Molecule: messenger RNA, 2969 nt
Organism: Drosophila pseudoobscura
Lineage: Eukaryota; Metazoa; Arthropoda; Insecta; Diptera; Drosophilidae
Gene: Fas3
Product: fasciclin 3
Exons: 7
Coding region: 113-1873 (586 amino acids)
Biological process (GO): homophilic cell-cell adhesion; heterophilic cell-cell adhesion
Cellular component (GO): adherens junction
Source: RefSeq, a predicted model, not a curated record
CCCUUUCCGUAACGGAACCUCGAAAGCAAACGUCAAGAGAAAAUAAAACCUGGGAUUACAGCGCAAAUAAGAAAGGAAGGAAGGAAGGAAGGAAGGAAGCCCAACAAACAUCAUGUCACGGAUCGUUUUUGUAUUAUUCGCGGCCAUCUUAACAGAUGCGCUCACCGCCGGCCAAGUGAAUGUGGAGCCCAACACCGCACUGCUGAACGAGGGCGAUCGCACAGAGCUGCUCUGCCGCUACGGACGGACCAUCAACUACUGCCGCAUCGAGAUACCCGGCGAACAGAAGGUGCUCAAUCUCUCGCCGGAAUGGAGCAAGACCCCGGGAUUCACCUACUACGGCGCUGGCCUGCAGGCCGGCCAGUGCGGUGUCACCAUCGAGAGGGUCAAGGCCAGCAACAACGGCCAGGUCAAGUGCAGUCUGGGCGUCGAGGGGGAGGAGCUGUCGGGCACCAUUGAUCUGGUGGUGGCAUUGCGUCCCCAGCAGCCCAUAAUCGAACUGCUCUCUAAACCGAAUCGCGAGGGCUACUUUCCCGAGGGAACCCAGUUCAGUGCCCGUUGCAGCGUCCGCGACGGUCGCCCGCCCGCAAACAUCUCGUGGUACAUUGACAACAUGCCGGCCAACAAGCGGACGAGCCAGCUGGAGAUCAUCUCGACGCCGACCAACGACAAUGUGGAGCUGUCCACCUCCGUGCAGGAGAUCCAAUGGCACUUGUCGCCCGAGGAUAGCAACAGGAAGCUCGUCUGCCGUUCGCAUCAUCAGACAGAUCGCGAGACAGUGCCACCGCAGGAGGCGGCCUACAUCAUCAAUGUGCGAUAUGCACCCGUUCAUCAGCCAGAGGCCUCUGUGUAUGGAUUGUAUUUGGAUCACACUGCCAUUGUUAACAUCACAAUCCGGGCCAGUCCCUUGCCAAGGAUUGAGUGGACCAUCGAGGGAUUGGUGGUGUCGCAGGGCCGCACCGAGGGCCGCUACUCGGCGUACGAGCCACAGUAUCUGGGCAACGAUGAGUACAAUGUAACGCUGGCCAUCGCCGGACUGACGCUGGAGGAUACGACCAAAAUCUACAAUCUGCGUGCCACCAACGAGCUCGGUCUGACGGACUACCAAGUGCGCAUCAGUUCCUCGAGCAAGCCGCCCAGCAAUAGCCUGGACGUGGCCGCCAUUGUGGGCAUCGUUGUGGCCGUCGCUGUACUGGUUCUGGUCGUACUCCUCCUCCUGUUUGCCCGUGCCACAGGCAGAUGGUGCUUUGGCGGUAAAUCAAUCAAGACGCCCACAAACGAAACCAGCGACACCGAAAGCGCCGACAUUAAGGCCACCUCAACCGCCACGGCCACAACGGCAGCCACCACAACAAUGGGCGGCAGCGGGUUGGGCGUGUCGGCCACAGAGGAGUCAUCGGCCAACAACAGCAAUGAGCAGGAAGCCCAGGAGCAACAGCCCCAACAGCAGCAGCAGAAGAAGGCCAAGAGUCUGCCAGCCUUUGCGGCGGCCAUAUUAAAGCGUUUCCACGAGAAGGAUGCCAGGAAAGGCAAGGACAAGGAUGUGGAGACCACGGCAGAGGCGGCCCUGACCCUGGCCAACGAACAGGACACACCGGAGAGCAAUGCCAUCGAUGGCAAUGACAAUGAACCAAAGCAAGACAAACAACUCGUCUAUGCUGAACUUGUACUAAAGCCAGCGAAUGAGACGGCAACAACAGCAACGCCUGCAGCAGCCGCAGCAGCAUCUCAAGGACCUGCCGUCGCCACAACAACACCUGGCCUCGAAGGAUCUGGUAAAAAUUCAACGGAAUACGCAGAAAUAGUCUAUGUGCAAAAGCCCACAGCCGCAGCCGCAGCCGCAGCCACAGCCACAGCCGAUGGCAAAAAGUAAUCUCUAGCCCUAAAAAUCUUGCCCCUGGGAGGCUGAAAACAAAAAAAAACAACAAAAACAGAAAACUUAAAGCACAAAAUGCAGCAGCAACAAAUUACACACAAAAACAGAACCCAAUGCAACACGUAAACAUACAACAUACAACAUAAACCACUUUAAAAAUUAGAAAGAAAACAAAAACACAAAAAAAAUAUAUAUUAAAAAUAAAAAAUUAUAAAUAAAUUAUAAAGUGGUUUUUCAAAAACUUCUUCGAAUGUGUAUGUGUACUAAAUAAAUCUAAAGAAAUGUAAAACUAAAAAAAACACACAAAAAAACCAUUAAAAAAAUUAAUGAAUCUCUGCACAGAAAAUCUUGACACUAGACACGCCCUCCUACCCCCCCUUUCACAAUAUAUGAUUCCACCCUGCCCACAAAUAAAUUAAAUCAAAUUUACAACAACAAAAAAUAACAUUUGCAAAAGAAAAAGAAAAAACAAAAAAUAAAUAUAAAUAAAAUUUACAUAAAAAUAAAAGCAAAAGCGAAAAAAAAAAUGAUAAAAUAGGCAAGAGAAAAGCAUUUUGAAAAAUCUCAAUUAUUUACAUAAAUGUCUCGCAACUAAGCUAAAAAAAAAAAAGAAAUAAAUUUAAGGCAAAAAAAAUAAGAAACAUAAAAAUUAAAGCAAAGAAAAUUAAGGAAAACCCCUAAAGAGACCCCAAAUGAUUUGUAUGCCCCUUUUUUGGAAUUCAAAAUUAACAGCCAGAGCAAAGCAUUUAAGAUAAAAAAUAGUACACUUUUCGAAUGAAAAAAUAUUAAGAAAAAAAAACUGCUACAAAAGUAUUUUCAUGGAUUUCUUUGAGUCGAUUUGGCAUUCAUUUUCCAUUCAACGCAACACCCAAACUGGCGAUUAAUGUUAUUAUUAUUUAAUGCAAUUCACGCAAUUAUAAUUAUAUGUGUAUUAAUGGAUAAUUGAUUAAGUUAAGUGCAUGAAUUAAUUAUGUAUUUUCAUGAUGAUGAUUGAUUUUCGUACUCGAGUAUUCUGUAAGUUAUCAUUUGUACUAUAUUGUAAAGUUAAGCGCGAACCAUGAACACUUUUUUGAAUAAAAUUCUUUACCAAUAC